AUGUCCUCUCCUUUACUUGAUGCCUCAGUCAGUCUCUACUCCCCGUUUUCCUUUUUUUUACGCGAGAAAUUGCGGCGUAAACUGCGAGCAGCAGCGAAUCGAGAGAGCCUCCUCAUCACUGGAGCGCGGAGCGGAUUCAGGGUUCGACCUUCGCUGAUGCGACGGCGUAUUUCGAAGAGGGGAGUUCUAAUUCCUUCUCCUUGCUUUCAUGGAGUGCUGAAGCUGUGGUCUUUGAAGCAAUGCCGCUGGUUUUCCUCUGCGAUCUCUAGAUUUUCUUUCCUCAACCUGCUUCGAUUUCAGCUCCUGUUCCUCUUCUUAUUCUCAUUCCGUGCCUUCUCCAGCGGUUGAUCUUGUUCGGUUAGAUGUAAGUUUAGGUUUUGGAGAUCUGGGGGACGAAGUCGUGCGUAACAACUCCGAGUUCGCUUCGGAUUCGAGAUUCCUUUCAGUCGAGGCGCUCGAUAGUUGGGGUUCAACUUCAGAUCUUCUCCUUCGGAGGUGCCAGUCUUAGAAUACGAGUUUCUUUUCAGUGUACUUGCAUUUGAUGGGUUGAAGCUUGAAUAUGGAGUAGGCUUUCUCAGUUCUUAUAGUCUCUCCUUUUUUCUUGCAGUGAAGCUGGACAGGAGAACCCCUAAAUUUGACUACUGAAUAGACUCAUCAUGUUCUUUAUGCCCUUUUCUUAAUUGAUUACUUCUGAUGGAUUACUUUUUGGCUCUCAUAGCACUUCCUUUGAUUGUUUUCUUAUUUUUCCCACCAUUUGUGAUUUGCAACUUAAUCUCAGAUGAGCAAGCCCUUUUAGACUUUGCAACUUCCAUCCCUCAUGGCCGUAAACUUAACUGGAGUUCUGAGAAUCCAAUUUGCUCCUCAUGGGUUGGAGUAACAUGCACACCUGAUAAUACUAGUGUGCGCACUCUUCGGCUGCCAGCAAUUGGCCUUUUUGGGAUGAUCCCCACUAAUACACUUGGAAGACUUGAUGCCCUUGAAGUCUUAAGCCUUCGAUCCAACCGCCUUAUGGCUAAUCUCUCUUCAGAUGUUUCAUCCAUUCCUUCUUUGCAUUUUCUGUACCUUCAACAUAAUAAUUUAUCUGGAUUCAUUCCUUCUUCACUAUCUUCAAAUCUUACAUUUCUUGAUCUCUCCUACAAUUCCUUCCUUGGAGAAAUUCCAGUGACAAUCCAGAAUCUUACUCACCUUACUGCGCUGUUACUUGAGAACAAUUUGUUGUCUGGACCCAUCCCUGACAUUGAACUCCCAAUGCUUAAACAUCUGAAUCUGAGUAAUAACAACCUUAGCGGACCCAUACCACAAUACCUCCAAAAGUUUCCAUCGGAAUCUUUUCUUGGUAACCCUUUACUCUGUGGAACUCCUUUAACAGCAUGCUCUGCUAUAUCUCCUCCAGGAGUACCUAAAAAAACCAAAAAAAGCUUUUGGAAAAGACUGAGCACAGGUGUCAUUAUUGGAAUUGCUGCAGGUGGAUCGGCACUUCUGAUUUUACUCAUCAUUUUAGUCCUAUUCUGUUUCUUCACGAGGAAAUCUGCAGAAGGUAACAGAAAACCGAAAGGAAAGGGAGCUCUUGGUGCAAGGAGUGAGAAAACUGAGUACAGCAGUAGUGCACAGGAGGCAGAGAAGAAUAAGUUGAGUUUCUUCGAGGGAUGCACAUAUAAUUUUGACUUGGAGGAUCUAUUAAGAGCUUCUGCUGAAGUUCUUGGUAAGGGAAAUCACGGGACUACAUACAAAGCAGUUCUAGAAGAUGGUACAACAGUAGUUGUGAAGAGGUUGAAAGAAGUUAUCAUUGGAAAGAGGGAGUUUGAACAACAAAUGGAAAUAAUUGGAAGGUUCAGGCCUCACCCUAAUGUAGUCCCACUGCGAGCUUAUUAUUACUCCAAAGAUGAGAAGCUUCUUAUAUAUGAUUAUCUUCCUUCUGGCAACAUCUCCUCUCUUUUACAUGCAGGAAGUAAGAGUGCUGGAAAGGCUCCCUUGGACUGGGAGUCCAGGGUGAAGAUUGCUCUUGGAGCUGCACGCGGCAUAGCACACCUUCAUACUGAUGGUGGGGGCAAAUUCAUCCAUGGAGACAUCAAAUCCAACAAUGUACUGCUAACCCAGGAAUUUGAUGCAUGUGUGUCUGAUUAUGGUCUUGCCCCAUUAAUGAGCACUUUGGCGACAGCAUCCAAAGUUGUGGUGGGCUAUCGAGCACCAGAAGUCAUCGAGAUCAAGAAGUACUCUCACAAAUCUGAUGUAUACAGCUUUGGUGUGUUGUUAUUGGAGAUGCUCACUGGAAAAGCCCCACUGCAGUCUCCAGGACGCGAUGAUGUUGUGGAUCUGCCGAGAUGGGUCCAAUCCGUGGUACGGGAAGAGUGGACUGCUGAAGUAUUUGAUGUGGAUCUUAUGAGACAUCAGCACAUUGAGGAAGAGAUGGUUCGAAUGCUUCAGAUUGCAAUGGCUUGUGUUUCAAAAGUUCCAGAUCAGCGACCUAAAAUGGAGGAAGUGAUCAGAAUGAUCGAGGAUGUCCGUCUCUCUGACUCAGAGAACAGACCAUCUUCGGACAAGUCAAAAGAUGACAAUGCCCCAACACCACAAGCAGAGACAGAGACAGAGAUCACAACGUAGAAGUUUAGACAUUAGGCUUUGCUUGGGAUUUAAUUCUGCAAGUUUCUUUGUUUAAAUUGAUAUUGAUGUUUGGUGAAGUUUGUUUCAAAGGUUGUUUGGGCAUCACCAUGUAUUUAUGCGAAGUAAACCAAUCUCUGCUCAUUUGGUUAAUUUUUUCUUUUUGCUAUUUUAUUUUCAGAUGGAUAUUAAUAAACAUUUCUGUUAGUUUUGUUUGGUGUCUACAUACUCAUUGUUCUUGACAUCUAAUUUUAUUGCUUCAUUGACAUCUAAUUUUAUUACCUUA
Zingiber officinale is the source of this 2884-nucleotide messenger RNA. Its product is annotated as probable inactive receptor kinase At5g58300. The record is from RefSeq and is a predicted model, not a curated record. Gene Ontology annotation, molecular function: protein binding; protein kinase activity; ATP binding. NCBI's taxonomy places the organism in Eukaryota, Viridiplantae, Streptophyta, Magnoliopsida, Zingiberales, Zingiberaceae. Gene Ontology annotation, biological process: protein phosphorylation. The transcript has 4 exons. The coding region runs from base 694 to 2601 and encodes 635 amino acids.